UCCCUCCAAAAUAGACAAAAGCACAAACCAUAAACUAAUCAGGGAGGCUGCCCAGAGAACUACUGCAACAUUAAAGAAGCUACAGGAAUAUCUGGCAAGUACUGGACAACAAUCUGUCAUAUUUUUCAGAUGUCUGGGCUAUGGGAUAGGGUGGCUAGAUGGAAGCCCUAGUUGGAAACCAAAUCCAAGCCUGCCUAAAUUUUGCCAAACCAAGUGGCAAUAUUUGUUAUGGUCUGAUGAAACCAAGGUCGACUUUUCUGGGCAUAAUUCUAAAAGUUAUUUUAUGUGCAAAAACAAGACAGCUUACCACCCAAAGAAUCCCAUACCCACGAUGAAGCUUGGGUUGGCAGCAUCACACUAUGGGGCUGCUUGUCUUUAGCUUCAGUCAAGAUAGAGAAAAUGCAUGGAUAGCUCCAAGUACCAAUCUAUUUUGGCACAAAACCUGCUGUUAGACAGCUGAUGGUGAACAAAAAUGUUACUUUCCAGCAUCUGCAAUUUUAGCAGCAUGUGUAGACAUUUCCACUGUAUGAUGAGUCGCAAACGACGCAUAGGCUUACAUUUUUGACCAUCGUUAUUUGUUCAAAUAAACAUAUUUUACACCGUUUUAUUCUGCUAGUCAGUAGAUUACUAAACCAUCCUGGGCCCCAGAUGCAGCCUGGGCUCAGGACAGCUUCCUUGGCUAUCCCCCUGUGACUGUAAGACUGAUGGUAUUGCUUAUUUCAAUUAGUAACACCCACAAAACUUUAUAAAAGGCAAAGCUCACAGAACUGAAAACAACAAAAUGAUGACAAAGCAGUGAAAGUGCACAGUAUGCACUAAAUCCUCUGGCUCAGCCACUGCAGCAUGUCAGCUACCAUAGACCAUUGGAGGGCAUGGUGGCUUAGUGGUUAGCACGUUUGCCUCACUUUCAAUGUUGGGGUUUGAUUCCCACCUCCACCCUGCAUGCAUGGACUUUGCAUGUUCUCCCAGUCCAAAUACGUGUGAUGUAGGCUGUAGCAUCUCUAAAUUGUCCAUAGUGUGUGAAUGGGUGUGUGAUCUAGGGUGUCCCCUGCCUUGUGCCCCAAGUCCCCUGGGAUAGGCUCCAGGCUGCCCAUGAGCCUGCAUAGGAUUAUUGAUGGAUGGAUGUACCCAGUGGCCCAGUGUGUGAGAUGGCUUUUCCAGUAAUAAUAGUACUAACCUGACAGAUUGUUGGAGUGGAUUAAUUCACAGUUGUGUGUAUAUGUGUAUGUGUGAUCAAGCCAGUAAGAUCUGUCUUGCCAAAUCCUCGUUGCCAUAGUUACUUUUUUCACUACAAUUCAAGCCAACAACUAAAAGGAACCUGUUGCAGUGUUUGAGAAGAUGCAUAAAACCAGAUUGAUUGGAUUUUCUGAGACAACUCAGAUUCAUUCCUUAUGCUAAACUGAUUUUAAUUGUUGAGGUUUUUUUUGUUUUUUUUUUUACUAAAACUACAAUAUUUUGCCUGGAUUGUUUGUAGUAAACAGAAAUUAAUCAGAUGAGUAUCAAAAUCAAACUGGGUGGAUUGGAUGUGUAAUUCUUUAUAUAACUGACAUAUAACUCAGUUGUGGUAAGGUUACAAAUCCAAAUUGUAUUUUAUUAUAAUGAAAUAUACUGUAGAAAUUUAAUAUGGCACUUAAUAUAGAAAAUAUUGCUUUCUCUCAUUUCUUUCCAUGGUAGAUGUCUGAAAAAUGAAAUACCAUGACAAAUAGUUCCAUUUUUGACAGCACUUUUGCCCAUUGACACUGAAUAAUGAGAACAAAUCACCAUCAUUAGAGAGAGAGAGAUGUGUGUUCAUGGCUCUAGCCUUGAAGCCUGCAUUAGUGCACACUGUAGAGUCACUAAAUAGCAAGCCUGCUGAUGUCAUCGGGAGUAGCUCUAUUGGAAAUAAGAAAUAUUCCUUUAAAUCAUCUUCACUAGAUCUUCUGAGAGACAGCGUGUGUGGUUCACUGGUGGAACGUUUUGCAGACAGUAACAUGUCGGAAUACAGCUCUUUGCUGAGCGACCUGUGCGAGAACAUCACUAACGAGGAUCUGGAGCAGCUGAAAUCGGCCUGCAAGGAGGACAUCCCUGAAGACCAGAGCAACUCCAUCACCUCGUCCAAAGAGUGGUUCAGUUACCUGGAAAAAAAUGAUAAGCUAGCUCAGGAUAACCUCUCCUACAUUGAGCACAUCUUUGAAAUCUCACGACGGCCUGAUCUUUUGACACGGGUCAUUGAGUACCGUACAACAGUGCUGAAGAUCUCAGAAGAUGAUGAAAUUGACACUAAACUCACACGGAUCCCAUCAGCCAAGAAAUACAAGGAUAUAAUUCGCCAGCCUUCAGAAGAUGAGAUUAUCAAGUUGGCUCCUCCCCCUAAGAAAGUCUGAGCUUGAAGUUUGUGACCUUUCUUCUUUGUCCAUGGCACUCCACCUUGUCAAAUCAUCUUCAGCUCUCAUCUCUAAACCCCGCAUUGUCCCACUUGCUCACCAGAAGCCAUCACCCAAACAACUAAACAGCCAAUUGAAUUGGCAAAUGCUUCAAAGCCACAUUCUGAAGCCUGGAGGCUCGAGAAGUUUUGAAAUCUGGAAGAAGGUGAAAGAAGGAGUAAGAGAAGGAAAGAUGUAAUGGACCAAUAGUUAGUGUUUGCCGUGAGUGUCACUGAGAUUGUGAUUCCUGCUAUGGAAAAUUGUUGUCAGUGAGUAUGUAAGCGAAUGUGUGUGUGAAUGGAAGAGAAUUUUUUUCUGACCAUAGAAAUGUUGAAUGCAACAGUGUAGUCUCAGCAGCCCGAGUAACCGAGAACUUUUCACAUAUCUAAUAUGGUGAUAAAUCUUCCAGCCUGUUUCUUUUCAACUAUGCUACUCUUAGUAAUAGUGUAAGUACAGUUCACUUGGCUGUAGAUUCCCUUUAAAACUCACAAGUUAACAACCUGCAAAACUGUUUAGAAUUUAGUGGCAAGAAUCAUUUGAUAAUUGCAAAGCCAACAUUUGCCUUCCGUAGAGACACAUUACAUGUGUGCAUGAUUAGAUCUGUUUAAAUUUAAAUUAUUAUUUUUUUUAAUUAUUUCUUUUGUUUAUUUAUCCUAAGCAUUGUAUGAUUAAUAGCUUAUAUCGCAUAUCAAACAUAUCAUGAGGGUUACCUGUUUUCCAGAUAUUGAUAAGAAUGCCCAUAUUAAAGUUUCAUUGGCAUAUAUAUUGGGAUUUUAGAUUUAAAUACCUCAAACAUAAACAGUGUUUGUGAUUGAGGAUUAAACAGUGACCGAAAAUACAUCAUUCCAUGUAAUUUUAUUGGCUUCACGCUCAUAAAAUGACAACUUUUGCACAAGCACAGGGCUUGUUAGGGCUUAAUAUAAUGUUGAGUUUGUAUAUUAUUUUAAAUCAUAAACUGUGAAUGAAUUAUUUGUACUUCUCAGCAUACUAUACAUUUACAUGAAAAUGUCAUAAGAUGCAUAAUUAGAAAUCUGAGAAAUCUGAUGGACAUUAGCAUUACAAUUAACAAUGUAAUAAUUCAGAAUUAUAUAAUUACUGUACUAAAGUAAACAAGCACUGACUCCAAUUGGGGCAUCAGGGGUGGAUAAAUCACAAAUUUAUUAGCUAGUUCACCAGUGAAGUGGAAGCGCUAAUGUGGUGUUUUGGUGAAUCUAACUGACUAGGCUAGAAAGUGGUAGCUCACAUAAUGUAACAUAUGGCCAGCUAGUUAAGUACAUUAAUACAGACUAAGGGAAUGAGUUGAGUAUAUGAACUAAAACUGUAACCAUAAUCCUUAUCCUAUGAUAAAGUUUGCGAUGUAUCACAUUGUUUUUGCGACCUCAGCAAAAAAGUCAGCAAGUCAUCGGUGAAUGUUUUCUAUAAGCUGUAAUGUUGAUUGGAGUCUGAUGUCUUUAUUUUAUAAUAUGUUUAGUUGUGACGUGACUGCUGUCAACCAGAUUGCCUUGGCUAAUGUGUGCAAUAGGCGGUGGUAUUCAAGGUGUCGCAUGAAAAUCAAAUGAAAACUUUUGUUUUGCGAAAGUAGUAAGGUUUUAUUUUAUUUCUUUGGUUGUUUAACCUACUUGUCUGCUGGGCAGCAAAGGAAAACAAACAAACAGCCCAGAUAGAAAAUCAGCUUGUCCUGGGCUAGUGAUUUGUCCACCCCUGGUUUAAAAUCCUAGCAAAUAAUAUGGGGUUCCAGCACUGCUGGUGCUUGGACCCCUAAUAAACUGUCAUAUAUAGUAUAGGAAACUGAAACGGUCUCUGAAAUGAAUUAGUAUUUCUGAAUUAAUGUACUAUCAAAAACAUUUUGACAAAAAAGUGCAUCUUCAUCCUCCAAGCCAUCAUAUGAUCUUGUCCAGUUGCAGAAAGACUGUUGAUUUAAAAUUAUUUAGCUAAUAUUAGCCAAUAUUUAGCUAGAUCACUGUGUCUCUUUUGCCCAGCCUCAACAGACUGUUGCUUUUGCUAUGCUAAAUACCAGUAUGCAUUCAUAUGACAUUAAGUGCUAGAAUAAUUGCUGAGUAAAUAAUGUUUUCGUGUGUAUGCAAUUGUGAUGUUCUUUUUACAGCUAGUGUUAAAUGUCAGCACUUGCAGGGUAUAUGUGGUCCCCAAAAAUCCCCUAGACCUUAACUAGGUUUGUGUAACAACAACAAAGUCCAAUUUAUACCUAUCCUCUCCUCUCCUUGUGCCAACAAACAAAAUGUAUUUUUGGAUUGGUUUACUUGUAGUAAACCUUUGUGUUUUGAUUUAUAUUGCUAGCUAUUUUCAUGUGAUUUUGUCUGGCAAAUUGUAGAUAUCAUAAGUUGAAUUUUGCCUUUAGAAUUCUCCAGUUGGACUGUGAUAAACUUGAUCCGAAAUAUCUUCAGAGUUUGAUGUUAAUUGGUUAUGUAGUAUUAAGCAUUGUUGCAAGUAUCGUCUUUGUUUCUAUGAAGUACUUUGGUCAUACUGUUCUGUAACCUUGGUUGCCAAGUCUAACAGAUGGAGUAAGUGAAUUCAUGAUUUGAUGCCUUCUGAUAACAAAUACCUGGUAGAUCUGUGAUUACUUGUCAGAACGUAUCAGGGGUAUUCAACUAAAACUUGUAAAGGACCAGUUUCAUAAAAUUCAUUUCUUACAUAGGGCUGGAUAAACAACUCAUCUGACUGAACGGCAUCAACAAUUACAUUUUAAUGCUUAACCAUUAAUGAUUAGUUCAUGGAUAAAAAUAAGACAAUUUGAAUAACAUGUUUGUUUUUUUCGCAGUGGUGCUUCACGUUACCACUUUUGACUAGUCCCACAGAUUCUUAACAGAUGACAUACAUCGUUUUGAAGUAUGUGUUUAUUCUCCCUGUGUGAAAUUAAAAACAGAUGCUUAUCCAGACCUUUGUAAGCAAGACUUUUUUUAAACAUCAGAUUGGAUUGACAGUACGCUUUUUAUUAAGGAUUGUGAAGAAUCGCCUACCAAGUUCAGUCUGACGGUUGGAGGUUUUAGUUGUUUUACUGUUUUCCAGCUGUGUAUGUAAGUUUCAAUGUUUGUGACCAUGUGAUAGUUUUUGCUGUUUAAUCUUCAACUGGGUAGUUUAAGAAGUCUGAAUCUUUGCACAUAUAAGCCAAUUUAAUAUAAUUCAUUUGGUUUAUUUGCUUUAAAACCGGUGUAAUGUUCUGCUUAUUUUAUUACCUAGUGUGAAAGUAAAUCUAGACUUUGUCCUACAUGGUUAGUCAUUUUUGAUGUCUGAUCAUUUAUCAGACUGCCACAAGCUAAUCAAUCCUAUUUCAUGCAACAACAACAACAAAAAUUGCUACAAGCGAGGUCAAUUUUAUUGUAUAAAUUAGACAUGCCCCAACUGUAACUCUUACAAAUUUACAAUUAAUCAUGAUAUAACAACUGACACCAACGAAAUGGGCCUUGAAAUGUCCUUACUUUAUUUUUAUAUAUCUUGUCAGUCUGUGGGCAGUUCACAGUAACAGCUUGAAUCAUUGGUCACACUGCUUAGGCUCAGAUUGCAUUUGUAAAUCCCAGCUUGUACCUGUUACUGUAGCUCUGACUUGCCAAGACGCUGACGAAUCAGUUAGUUAAUAACCCUUUUGGAAAAGUCAUGGGCAGCAUUUCAAUACUAUUUUUAACACACCAUCACCUUCCCUGAGCCAGAAUCCCUGUUGCCCUCUUAAAGGAAAAGUUCACCCUGUAACACAUUAAACAUGUUUAUAUUGAAAUAUUUGGUUUGUGUUUAACAAUCCUUGUGCUCAUUUGUGCUCUAUUUUUAUUAUUCCUAUGAGUAUGUGCUCCGCUGAUGUCACGGUGGACAUUACUAGUGCAGUUACAAUUGUAUUUAAUAGGAGAAACAAAUUUGAACAAUCUCAAACCUAAGGGAUAACAGUUAGCUUUCACUGUUGGCUCCUAAAAACAAAAGCGCAAUAAUAAUUUCUCACUCACCAAUUUUCAGCAACAUUCAACAUCAUAUUAAUGAGCAUUCCAACAUAGAAGUUACAGAAUGAGAUGCGGCUACACAACACAGUUGUGCUGAGUACAGCAGAGUCUUGGUUCCGCUAGUGAACAAACGAUGAGAUGACGAGUGUGAUGGCAUUGGUGGUGGUAUUAGCAUGAAAGCUUUGAAGCUUUGGAAGCUGAUCUGUUUGAACAGAGUGCACAGAUGGGAAUGUGAUAGAGCUGGACUGACUAAAAGUCUAAAGCUCUGCUGCAUCGCUCCCUUUAGGUAGACAUAAAAUGAGAACUAAUCCCACUGGCGCCACUAUCAGCAGGUAGUUGAAUGGCAUUGUGGGUAAUGUGGGAAACUGUUAAGCAAAGUGAAAAUAGACAGCCAUGUCAAUGAGCGAAGUUUAAACAAAAAAAGUUUAUAUUAUCAUUAUAAAUAGUAACACGCAAGUCAUUUAGGGUGUAUUUUUCCUUUAAGAGUCGUUCCAGUACUGUAUUCGCUCAAUGCCAAGAAGUGUAUUAGAUGAGCAAUAAGACAUUUGUGUUGUGUUAUGUAGACAAGACUACUCAAUCUAAAUAAUACCGUAAUACAUGACUUUAUUCUACUAGCUAGUUAGGAAGCUAGCUAAUUAACACAGUCAGCAAACCAGCUGGUUUGCACACUGCAUAAAUUGGAAGAAGUGUACAUAUGGCUAAGUUAUAUGCUCAUAAUUCACAUGGGAUGUCAACAAGGGUGUGUUAAAAACAGUAUAGGAAGGCAAGGAUAAUUACGUGUCUAUAAAGUUAAUCCGGUUUUAGUCCCUAUAUGAUCAUUGUACAUUAAUGCAAACCAUUUUAUAUGAAUGCAAACCAAUUGCUUUGCCAGGUUCACAGUAUGAAAUUAGUCGGUACUGAUAUAGCUCUAUGCAGAUAACACAUAGUAUGGCACUGUGCAUAUUUGUUACAUAUGUUCCUAGCAUUUCUUGGUCAUUGUACCUCAACAUGCAAGUAAUAUGUGAACUUGGUAUUUGUGAUUGGGCAUAUAAUUGACCAAUAGUUUAAAAAAUUUGAAUUUGACAUUUCUAGUGUAUAAUGGACAACAUCUUAAACGUAAGAGCACGAGAAGGUCCUACUGUCAAAAUGUCAUAUUGGCAAAUUGGAUUUCAUGACAUUAAGAACAUAUCGACUUUAACAAUGCUGCAAAAAACAUCUAACGGUAAAAGUGAGCCGUUAUCGGCUUAUGACUGACCCACACAGUGUUUCAUUUUAGCAUUAGCUUUAUUACAGAAAAAAAAAGUCUAGAGCAAACAAAAAUCUAAAUAUAAUAACCUUUAAAAAUUAUUUUUCAGUUAUUUAAACUUAAAGUAUUUUUUAUUAAUCAAAAGAUUUUUCCAAUUCUGGCUGAUGUGUUCACCUUUAGGUAAGUUGUAAAUAUAUAUUCUGAAUUUAUAGCAGUGUGUUUUAUUAUUGAUUUAUUUAUUUAAUGCAAAUGUAUUUUUGGUUUUUAUGUACUGAAAUUUGCUUACUAACUGGAAAAUAUGAGAAUGUGUGUCAAUUAAUAGUUGCAAUGAAUCUGACGUGUAUUGAGCCUGAUUUUGCUAUUAUUUCAAUUGGAAAAAAGACAAGUUUUUAUUUGGGAGUCUUGCCUCAGGAUUUUUUUGCUAUCUGGCAGUAAUGCUUUCUCUUUUGAUACUCCUGUUUGGUCUUAUUAUUUUCAUCCUCUGAUUGCUAUGAAAUUUCAAUUUCAUUUUAAAACCGAAUCAGACUCUGUAAUUGGCCAUCUGUAGCCAUCAAACUUGGGGGAAAUAUAGCUACUUUAUUUUCUCACUACUUCAGUACUGAAUCCAUUAAUGUAUUUUUGUUUCUAUUCUACCUUCUGCUUAAUAUAUAUAUUUGUCUUGAUAUAAGACAAUUUUUCUUUCUUAUUUUAUUCUAGUAUUUUUGUUACAGUGAUGUCAGAUCAUUUGUAGUUGAUCAUUUCUGACUAUGCUUGUUUUGCUAACGCGACAGGAUUCAAACAUGAUUUUGCUUGUAGAUAAAUUAGAACGUAUUUGAUAAUAGUCUAGGAAGCUGUAUGAUGGUUAUGUGUUAUUAACAAGGUAAACAUAGAAAACAUGGAGAGAUGAUCAGAGUGUAAGCCUCAACUAACAGGAAAAUGUUCAUAUUUAAAAAAUUAGAUUGGAAAAUGGAAAAUUAGCCAAUAACUUUUGCACAUAAAGUUUUGCUAAAGGCAUUAUGAAAGGUAGAGUCCUUUAAUAUAGCGAUUUUAGAAAGGAGCCAGUAAUGAAUUACCUGUUAUAGGAGCUCUAGUUAUAGGAGCACUAGUUAUAGGAGCUCUAGUUGGGUAUGUCGAGAGUUUUCAUAUGCUGAAAUACAAUUCCUUGCAUAAGUAUUCACCCUCUUUGAACUUUUCAAAAUUUUAUACUGUUAUAACCUGGAGUUAAAAUGGGCUUACUUCGGAUUUUUACCUUUCCAUUUACACAAUAUGUCUAACAUUUGAAGCUGCAAAAUAUAAUUUUGUAACACACAGGUUAAUUAAACAAACAAACAAAAAAACAGACAUUUGUUGGUUCCAUAAGUAUUCACCCCCUGGGUCAAUUAUAGUUGAUUAGUAGUCUGCGGGAAUACAUUACGUCUCCGUUAGCUUUGCACCUCUGGAUCCUGAUAUGUUUGCAAAAUUGCUCAAGCUCUGUCAAUCUGGAUGGUGAACAACAAUUUUUAAGUCUUGCCACAGAUUCUUAACGGGCUUUGACUGAGCCAUUCUAACAUAUUCAGGUUCUCGGUUUUGAACCGUUCCUGUGUUGGAAAAGGUCACGGGGCAGGGGGAUACUCACGCAAGGCACUGUAAGUUCACUUGAUUUUUCUUCAGUACCAAGAAAUAAAUAUCAUAUCAUUAUUAUUAUUAGAAGCCAUAAAGGAUUUUUAUAUGUGAAAUAUUUCAAGAGAUAUAAAGUUUAAGUUAUCUUCUCCUGCUUUGGUAUUAUGCCAAAUUAGUCUGCUUAGAGACUGUACAGAAACACUUGAUCACAAAUCAUGCUGUAAAUACAGCAUAUAUUAAACAGAACGUUAAAGGCAAGAGUGCUGCAGUGUGUGUGUGUGUGUGUGUGUGUGUGUGUGUUUAUGAGUGUGUUUUGAGGUGCUCAGUGCAGUGCUAGGCCCAUGUGAGUGAAAAUAAGCAUGAGAUUGUUACAUGCCAUGCUGAAAUAAGUUAUAAUACAAUAGAUGUGUCUUAGGUAUUGGUUUUCCAAUGAGUUCUGGCACAUAUUAUUGACAUGGAAUUGUUCCUGGCAAGACAUGCUUAUGGUGUGAUAUUUAUAUUGCAUUUGCAGCACUUUUUCCUUUUCAAGGGUCAUUUAGAAAUACAACCCCAAUUCCAGUUGGGAGCUGUGUAAAAUGUAGAUAAAAACAGAAUGCAAUGAUUUGCAAAUCUCAUAAACGCAUAUAACACAUGGGUUUAUAUGGGCUUAUGAGAUUUGCAAAUCAUUGCAUUCUGUUUUCAUUUACAUUUUACACAGUGUCCCAAAUUUUUUGGAAUUGAGGUGGUAAAAAAAAAUUAUGGAGCCUCAACUUGCAUGUAAGGUUGCAACCAACAAUUCAAGUGCAUGGCUACUAAGGUCUGCUAAGUGCAUCAUCCAGCCCUGACCACAUGCCAUUUGAUUAUCUGCUCUCCAGAAUUAACUUGUUUCCUUCAACAAUGACACAAAUCUCAACAUUGAAGUGAUGACUUCUUGAAUUCUAGCAUAUUUUUAUUUGAGAAUCUUCAGCCAGGAUCUUAUUGGAAGUCCCAAUAAAUGAUUGAAGUAGAGUAUUAAGAAUUUCCUGAAGGAUCCUGUUGCACAUGACUUGAUCAGAUUUUUUUUUUUCUUAUGCUGAUUAUUUUGAUAUGCAUCUCUUAAUAGUUUAUAAUUUUCCUGACAUCAAACUGCUUAACGUUUUUACGGGCUGUAUGCUGUUUUAUUUUAUUUCAUUUUAUUUUCUUGAGGACAGCUAUUUUGCAAUUAUAAUAAACAAAAUAUAGAUGUAGUAUGAAAAAUGAAUAAUACAUUUAUGAAGUAAAUUAAACUGAAAUGAUGCCAUUAUGUCAUUGUGCUGAAAUCUGUAUAAAUAUUUAAUUAUAUAUUAUAUUAAAAUACAUUUGCUAACCUAUA
Ictalurus furcatus (blue catfish) is the source of this 10476-nucleotide messenger RNA. RefSeq names its product astrocytic phosphoprotein PEA-15. NCBI's taxonomy places the organism in Eukaryota, Metazoa, Chordata, Actinopteri, Siluriformes, Ictaluridae. Gene Ontology annotation, molecular function: protein binding. Gene Ontology annotation, biological process: MAPK cascade; regulation of apoptotic process. The record is from RefSeq and is a predicted model, not a curated record. Bases 1791 to 2363 code for a protein of 190 amino acids. The transcript has 4 exons.